Molecule: messenger RNA, 1317 nt
Organism: Opisthorchis viverrini
Lineage: Eukaryota; Metazoa; Platyhelminthes; Trematoda; Opisthorchiida; Opisthorchiidae
Exons: 12
Coding region: 1-1317 (438 amino acids)
Biological process (GO): mitotic DNA replication preinitiation complex assembly; DNA replication initiation; double-strand break repair via break-induced replication
Cellular component (GO): DNA replication preinitiation complex
Molecular function (GO): chromatin binding; DNA replication origin binding; single-stranded DNA binding
Source: RefSeq, a predicted model, not a curated record
AUGGUAAUUGUAAGGGAUGCGCGGUCAGAAUUUUAUCACGAAGUCGUGGGAAAGCGUGUGCUUGUCUUUGUUUUGCCAGACAUUGAUGGGUUAUGCGCCUGGCGAAUUUUGAAGGAGCUGUUUGUCAGCCGCGAAGUACUGUACACCUUGUUGGUUGUCAGUGACAAGCGGGAGCUUUGCAAUUUCUACACAAAGAACAAGGAUGCCUAUCACGACAUAGUCCUACUCAACUGUGGUGCUAACUUCGAUGUUCUGGAAGUUUUGGAGCCUGAUACCGCUACAAUAUUUUAUAUAUGCGAUAGGUAUGCCAUCGUUGGUCAGACUUCACAAUUGUUGACCAAUUUGAUCAAUCGGGAGCACUACGUGGAUCAGCUGGACUAUCUACAAAGCCACGUCAGUCGGCUCGGCCAUGCAGGCAACCGUGCCAAUACCGCUUCUAGUGUAACAGAAGAGGGGAAGGCUAAAGUUGAGAUCGUGCUGGAAGACGAAUUGGCUCUAUGGUUAUACAAGCACUGGAGUUUGAAGGAAACGUUAGAAACCAGCAUGGUCACCGCUUCAAAGUUCAAACUUUUUACUGAAGGUGGGCAAAAGAAAAUGCAAGAGUUUCUUGUGCAUAUCGGGUUGAGCAGGCGCGACCUAUUUCUACCCUCCUUCACUGUCCAGUUGGGUUAUCGGACACCAGUUUCAGCCAUUGAUGCUGUAUUCCUCACGUUGUCUGCUUUGGAGUGUCACGGAGACGGCGACCCCAGUGUGAACUUCCAGCGGGCUUUGGACACAUUGUCCUGCUGGUCUCUCCCGUCCCUCGACAAUGAAAUCACUCGAGCCCAAGCUCAUCUGCAGAGUUUGGCCAGCCAGGUUCGAAAUCUCAUCGACACCGACGAGGUUGUUGCCUUCGGACCAUUCCUCUACGCGUAUCUACGUAAGGUAAUGCCAAUACAGUUCACGGUGUCUGCUUGUUUUCAGAGUUCUUUAGUCUCUAUCGCUCUACGCAACACACUUUCCUUGAGCAUCCUCUCCAAAUACAUCUUGAUGGCGAAGGCAGCUUUAAGACCCAAGCUGGGUCGGGAGCGUCGUGUUGUACAAAUGCCCCUGAUUUUUUGUGUCGAUAGUCGUGCAGAUGAAGAGAAUAUCACCCUAAUCGGUAUACCUCCACUCCAUGGGGAUGACGACCGAAACUUAUUUGGUCAGGCCUUCGAGGCCGCAGUGAGACGAACAAAGGCUAGAGCAGAAUUCUGCUAUUUUGAUACCAACUGUAUAGAACUCCACAGAGAAGAUAUGCUCAAGUUGUUUGAAGCAUUAGCUUCCCUUCUUAGUUGA